GAAAUGGAAAGACACAAACCGACCUAUCGACACUCGAGUGAUACCUCUAAAUCGACGAAUCUAAACCCAAGUACCCCAGUAAGACCAAUCAUUGAUUACGGAGAAGUUGACUUUGAAGCCAUAAUUGAACAUAACCAUGAGGAAGAUACAGUAGAAAUAAAGAACCAAAUAAAAGAUACAAAAAAACCAUCCGUAUUUGAUCGUUUAGGCAAAAGAAGUCAACGAGUAGUGCAAAUUACUACCAAUCAAUCGAAAACCGAUAUUCAGGAAAAUUCAAAUGACUUUCAGGAUAAUGAUCACUCUCAAACUAGACAGGAGUCUAGCGUUGUACCUAACACAACACAGAAAAAUCACCGAAUUGAUACCGACAAAAUACAUCAUGUACCAAAAGAACACCUUUCGUCACAAGAAAAGAACAUUGAGUCAAGAAAACGAAAGAGCACAAGCCAAUCACAUAGCACCUACACGAAUAGGCAAAAGAAAAUUAAAACAUCAAACAUUGAAAGAAACGGAGAAAGAAGUAAAACGUAUCAUCAUAAUGCACAUAAUCACAAUGAAGGAACCAGAGACAAACGAACGUUUCCUAGAAAUAGAACACAUGAAAGGUCUCGUUCUGAGAACAAAAGGCAAGAACCUCUUCUUUCCCCUAGACGACGAGAAAGAUCAUUCUUUUCAAAUAACAGAAAUCGUAGUGUUGACGUUGGGGAAAGGCAAGAUACUUCCUUUCAAAGCUCACUGCAACAAACAAGAUUUAAACGAUCACGAACAAAAUCGCCACGAAGAACUGAAUAUAGAGGACAAUCUUCACGAAGCAAUACACCAGAACAUCAAAGAAGACAAACUUCUAGUUUACGUGUAGUUCAUAGAAGUACACGACAACAAAGGUCUUCAUGCAAAAAAACGAAUUUUCAUUUAUUUCAUUCCCCUGAAAGGUCACAUUCAAAGAACAACAGAAGUCGAGAACCUUUACAUUCGCCUAGAAGACGAGAAAGAUCAUCCUCCGCAAAGGACAGAAAUCGUAGUGAUCAGGAAAGGCAAGAUAUUUAUCCUGACAAACAACGUUCACUGCAAAACUCAAUAAAUAAAGGAUCACGUACUAAAUCAACACACAAUACUGAAUACAGAGGACAAUAUUUUCCAACGAAUACAUCAGAACAGCAAGAUAGAAAAACUCCUAGUCCACAUGUAGUUCCCGAAAAUACAAGAAAUCAAAGGUCUCCAUGCACAAAUUCGGAUUUUGGUUUAUCUCAAUCAAAUUUUGACAUCAACAUUGAGCAUGAUACAAAUACACAAAAAAUCCAUCAUAAAGACAUCAGACAUAAAACCAUUAGACAUGGACAGUCUUCGUUGAUUCAUGAAAAAUCUUGCACUGUAACAGUUCAAAAUGAAGAAACGUAUGGCAAAACGCAUGACUCAAGCAGACCUUCGUUCAAUGUAAAUCAAAAGAAAAAUUGCAGUGACCGAUAUCAAUCUCGUUCAAAUAACAAAUCAAGAGACCAAAAGAGAAGGCAAAACUAUAACGGAAAUAAAACAUUCACAAAAAAAUCUCAGAACGGAUUUGAAGCAUCUGAUCAAAAGAUAGACAUUACACAAUUAUCAAAGAUGGAUAACGAUAGUUUAGCGGCCUAUUUGAGUACUUGUAGUAGAGAACUAGACACAUUUCUAUUUAAACACGAAAUGAUUGACCAAAUGGCGUUAUUUUUGCAAGUUAUGUGUCAGGUUUGUGAGUCUAAGCAUCAUUCAUUGGUACAAAAAGCUCUUAAUCCGUUAAAAGAAAGAAAGUUUUUUGAACGAAAGGAUAUAAAAUACAUUAUUUGCGAGUUUCGUUUAAAGUUUGAUAAGGAACACAUUGACAUGCUACAAAAUUUACUUAUUUUGAUGAAAGGGCUUGUUUAUCAUGUCAAUGCUGGUCCUCGCGAUUUAAUGCAACCAUUAGAUUCUUUAGAAAGAUGUGUUCACGAAAAAGUCGACGACGAGAAUCAAAAAGGAGUCCUAGAAUCCUUAAUACUAGAAAUAAGAUAUAAAUGGAAUCAUCAAGAAAAAAAUUCUAAAACCGAAAACAAACUGUCAACAUUAGCUAUAUUGCCAGAUCAUACGGAAAUAGAGACAUGUGAGAAUGUAAACAUUGAUUCUGACUAUGACACAGAGGAAAGCUAUUUACGAAGACUAUUUAUGGUCCAUCGUCAAGACUUUAUAAGACCUUUGUGUAGAGGGUUGGUGUCUUUGAAAGAAAGUAUAAAUGAGGAUCCAGAUUGCCUUGAGAAAAGAUGGAGACAUGAUGACAUCCGUGUCUAUAAAGAUAUAUCCUUCCUAGCCCGAUGUUGCAAUGAACAGAAUGGUAUUACCUGGAAAAUAAGAUUUGAUAUCACCCCCUAUAGCCGAAUUAACUGGAACACCAGAAAGCUACUAACAUUUGGCUCCCUCGUUUGUUUAACUAACAAAAAAUUUAAGAUUCUUCAAUAUGCAACUGUAGCAGAGCGUAAUCCUGCUGAUCUACAAAAGGGGAUUUUCGAAAUCAAAUUUACCGAGGAUAUUGGAGAAUUGUCUGCCAUUUCACAACAGUCAGAUAUUAUCCUAGUUGAAAGCCAAGCUUUCUUUCCAUCUUACUUUUACACAUUAAAAUCUCUACAGUGUAUGCACAGUGAGAUUUUUAAUCAGGAAAGUGUUUUACCUUUCGGAAAGCAAUUAUUAAACAAGAGACACAGCAUAGAUCAACAGGUGCCAGAUUAUUUUGAAUCAUCUAAAUUCGCAGAAAGAGGAUUUGAUAUCAGCUGUUUGAAUUCUGAACUACAGGUAUAUAACAUAGAUAUUUCAUCAGAGUCAAACUGGCCCGAUGCAGAUUUUCUGAAAAUGGACGAAUCGCAAUACAGAGCAUUUCUUACAUCAAUGAAAAGUAAGCUUGCGCUAAUACAGGGACCACCUGGAACUGGUAAAACUGUAGUUGGUCUCAAAAUAGCCGAACUGUUGUUAAAAAAUGACCAUAUAUGGCGUCAACAGGAAAACCAAGGGCCAAUGCUUCUACUCAGUUACACCAAUCAUGCAUUAGAUCAGUUUCUACUUGAUAUAUCAAAACGACUGCGAUCAACAGACACAGCUGAUAUUGUCCGAAUCGGAUCUAGAUCCGAAGUCGAAAUUUUGAGAGAAUAUAACUUGACGUCUAAACGCAAAGCAUAUAGUUACUCGCGGGAAGAAUACAUAACUCGCUGGGGAGAAAUUCAAUCACGCACAAAAAGGGAAAGCUCAGGCUUACUGAAUGUAAUGGCAUCUAAUGCCAGAUCAAAUUUGAAAAUAAGAAUUAAAGAGCAUGACAACCUGAAAAAACUUCGAGAGGAAAUUGAGACAGGAAUAGUUCAUCAAGACUGGCUUCAUGACGUAGCUAGAGUGAUUACUAACUCGCAGUACAGUGCACUCAGAAAUGAAUCUUCUUUGAUUAGAUGGUUAAAUAUUGAAUCAGCAACUCAACAAAAAGUUACAAUACGACCAAACUAUUCAGAAAACAUUUAUGAAGAAAACGAGUUUGAUUAUUUUGAUGACGAGGACAAUUGGUAUGAUGAUCAGAGUUGGGAUUACGAUGAAGAGGACAUAAAAACAGUUGAAAAAGAUAUAUUAAUGCAUCUAGACUUCGAAAAACUGAAAAUGGUUGUUUCUUCAAGUCUUAUUAACGAAGAAAAAAACCAGAACAAAGAAUGGUUUUGGGAUCAAUAUAAUCAGAAAGAAAAAUCUAUUUUCAUUAAGAAAAUACAGGAUAAACUUUGUUGUACACAAGCUAUGUCAAUUGAAGGAGCACGGUCGGUGUCCAAUGUAUGGUGGAUACACGAUCUUCAAAGGUGGCAGUUGUAUAAAUACUGGAUUCAACAAGCUCUUAUCCCAAUAAACAAGGAAAUUCAAGAGUGUGAAAACAGCUACAAAAGAGCACAAAAACGUUAUGAAGAGAUUCAACAAAUAGCUGAUAUCAACAUAUUGAAGAGGUCAAAACUUGUAGCAUGCACCACAACAAGAGCUGCUAGAGAUAUAGAAAUUCUUAAACGAGUUUCUCCAAGCAUUGUUCUCCUUGAAGAAGCCGCCCAAAUCCCAGAACAUCACGUGGUGGCAUGUUUGACAUCGUCGUGUCAACAAAUCAUAAUGAUUGGCGACCACCAACAACUGCGCCCAUCUUACAACGAUUACAAGACUGCACUGCAACACAAAAUAAAUAUUUCCCUUUUUGAAAGACUUAUUAAUGGAAACUUCCCAGUUAGAAAAUUAGAAAAUCAACAUCGAAUGAGACCAACAAUAUCAAAGCUUUUAGUGCCUCAUAUUUAUGAUACUCUGGAAAACGCCAAAUGUGUGCUUGAUUACGAAAACGUAAAAGGAAUGCACAAUAACAUGUUCUUUUUAUCGCAUUCUGUAUUUGAAGACCAGGAGCGCGAAGAACUUUCAAGAAGUCACAAGAACACUUUCGAGGCACAGUUAAUUUGUCAGUUGUACAGGUAUAUCAGAAUGCAAGGAUAUCCACCUUCUAAAAUUACUGUGCUGUCCACAUACUUAGAUCAGGUUCGUCUUCUCCGCAACUUGAUAAAACCUAUAGAAGAAGAACUUUCAAGAAAUGAUCCUCAUAAAACAGUUUCAAGUCAGCCUGACAAAUCGUCUAGUGAGCUUGCCGUACGAGUGACUGCGGUAGAUAAUUAUCAAGGAGAGGAAAAUGAAAUAAUUUUAUUGUCACUUGUUAGAAGUAACAUAGAAAACAAAAUAGGAUAUUUGUCCGAGCCAAAUAGAGUUUGCGUUGCUUUAUCAAGAGCGAAAAUUGGACUUUAUGCAAUAGGCAAUUUCGAACUUUUAAAAUCGAAAUCAAGACUAUGGUAUGAUAUUCUGAAGGAUGCGGACAGUAGCAACUCUUUUGGUACACGUCUGCAGCUAACAUGUCAAAAUCACAAUAGUUCAACUUACAUUUCUCAGUCAAAUGACUUUGAUCUUGUCACAGAUGGCGGAUGUCAAAAAUCUUGCUCUUUUAGAAGAGAAUGUGGCCACUUCUGCUCAAGGAAGUGUCAUAUAGAUGAUCCUCGUCAUUCAGAAAUAAAAUGUGCAAAACAAUGCUACAAAAGAGUAUGUCCAAUGGGACAUAGGUGCAUGAAAUCUUGUCAUGAUCCUUAUUUAUGUGGAACAUGCAGUGAAAUUGUGGAAAAGAUAAUUCCUAAAUGUCAACAUAAAAAACGUAUGAAAUGUUCUGAAGUUCCAGAUAUGGCGGCAUGCGAUGAGCAAUGCCAAGCUAUUAUAUCAUGUGGUCAUCGUUGUCAGAGACAUUGUACAGAGCCUUGUAAUACAGAGGAUGACUGCAUGGAGUUAAUUAAAGUAGAAGCCCGCUGUGGACAUUUAGUACAGGUUGGUUGUUGCACCAAAUAUGACCCACCGUGUAGGUUACCGUGCUUAUCAUUUUUAGUUUGUGGUCACAAAUGUCAAGGAUCGUGUUCAGAUUGUAGUCAAGGAAGGCUUCAUGUACCCUGUAAACAAAAAUGCAAUAGAAACUUAGUAUGUGGACAUAUUUGUAAGGACAGUUGCAGUUAUAGAUGUCCACCAUGUAAGCAAAAGUGUGAUCGACAAUGUAGUCAUGGCGAUACAUGUAAAAGGAGAUGUGGCGAUAACUGUAUACCGUGUAUGGAACUUUGUCAAUGGGAAUGUAAAGCAAAAUGUCCAAACAAGUUAAAGUGUGAUCAUUUAUGUAUAGAACCUUGUAAAGACAAAAAAUGUAAUACACUUUGUAAUGAAAUACUAGACUGUGGCCUUGGUCACAAAUGUUCAGGACUUUUAUGUGAAUGUUCUAAGUGUGUUUGUAAAGUAUGCGAAAACUUGACAGACAUAUUUUUUGGAAAUGAAGAUGAAGAUAACGCAAUGUUCAUUAGGUUAGAAGACUGCGAAUGUGUCUUGGAAGUACAUGGAUUAGAUCAAUAUAUUUCAAAUAUUGUUGAUAACACUUGUGACGAAAUCAAGUCUUUGAAAUGCCCAAAGUGCAGCACUAAAAUAUCGAAGUCAAAAAGAUAUUCGAACGAAAUAAAACGUAUCAACGAAAACAUUUGUGGGGUAUUAGAAACCAUUCGAAAUAUUGAAGAAGGUACAGAUCUCCAUGCAAAGCGUUUUGCUACAAUACAGUUACUCACCAAAUAUGAGACUGGCAUGCCUACCAACAUAUAUACUAAACUGAAGGAAAAAGUUAAAUCUACUAGAUCAAUCGAUAUUCUGAACAUGGUAGUUGAUCAAUUAACUUUUUAUGAAGAAAUCUUUAGCCUCAGAAUUGAAAUAUUUUCCUUCGAAAGUCGACGUUUUUUACAAGCAUGGUUAGAUCGACUAGAAAAAUGGGUGUUUUUAAGGCGAAGCAGAUAUGCAAGACAAGAACAUAACGAGUUUUACCUAGAAAUACGACGACUACAGCUGACCUUAGAUAUUCAUGAAUUCAAAACAGAACUUUCUAAAAAAGCUGAAGGAAUAGCACUGCCAGAUAAUAUUCUAAAUCACUUGCUUAAACUAGAAUCUACUGAAGUCAUGGACGACGAAGAAUUAUCUAAAAUUAGAAAGGAAACAGAAGAAGUUUCUUCUAAAAUGAUUGGUCUCACACUUAAGGAGAAGCAAAUGAUCAAGCGAGCCAUGGAAAAAGAAUUUAUGGGAUCAGGACAUUGGUACAAAUGUAAAAAUGAUCAUUAUUAUUCUAUAGGAGAAUGUGGCAUGCCAAUGGAGAAAAUAAAAUGUCCGCAGUGUGGUGUGCCAAUAGGAGGUGCUGAUCAUAUUCUAACUGACGAUAAUGAGAGAGCUAUGGAUUUUGAAAAUCUGUAAAACGUUCACUUUUGAUUUUAAUUUCUGCUUGAAAUUAUAAUAUGCUGAUUAUAUUUAUGAGGUAUAUUGUGUAUUUUUUGUUAUGAGAAGUAUGGUCAAAUAUUUAAUAUCCCAGCAAUUAUUUGUUAUACAAUCUGUUUCAUAAUCUUUACUAAAGUAAAUCUGCAUGAAACGAACGUGACAAUGUUAUGAUGCAAAAUCAUAAGGGUUAGUCUUCAGCAAACUGUAGUAGUCAACUGGAGAGCAUUUGUUUUUAAAUAUGUGGAGUAUUUGUUGUGGUGGGGGAGGUAGGGUUAAAAUUGAUAACAUCCGAAAAAUCAUGAGGUCUAAUGUUUUGUCUUUUCAUACGUGUGCAUAAAUUGUUA
Mytilus trossulus (common blue mussel) is the source of this 7166-nucleotide messenger RNA. RefSeq names its product NFX1-type zinc finger-containing protein 1-like. Bases 4 to 6801 code for a protein of 2265 amino acids. Gene Ontology annotation, cellular component: nucleus; nuclear RNA-directed RNA polymerase complex. The record is from RefSeq and is a predicted model, not a curated record. Gene Ontology annotation, biological process: regulatory ncRNA-mediated heterochromatin formation. The transcript has 2 exons. Gene Ontology annotation, molecular function: helicase activity; zinc ion binding. NCBI's taxonomy places the organism in Eukaryota, Metazoa, Mollusca, Bivalvia, Mytilida, Mytilidae.